This is a messenger RNA of Oikopleura dioica, 1014 nucleotides long. The record is from the annotation of a GenBank genome assembly. NCBI's taxonomy places the organism in Eukaryota, Metazoa, Chordata, Appendicularia, Copelata, Oikopleuridae.
AUGCUUAGAAAACUCUACCACAAUCUCACUCCAAUAGGAUGGUUUCUCGCCUUCAUCACCAGUUUCUGCUGGAGAACAACUCUUCCAGAAGCUUCAAAAAGCCAAAGUCCAAAAGAAAAGCUUCUUCUUGUCUUUCCAAUAAUUCCGACAAUUGAAAACUAUGAAAUGGUCAACGAGCAAUUUUGCGGUCUUCUUCGCGAAAAAUACGGACGAAUCGGCGACGACCUCGGCAUUGAAAUCAAAACGCUGUUUAUCACUGAAGGAACAACAAUCACUCAACAAGCAGCGAGGAAAGACUGGAAUGUAAUCAACAAAGUAAGCAGUACAAUUGGAAUCGAAAUGGCUUACGCUCCCGAUCAUAUUUUUAACUUUCAUCGAGACUUGAAAAUUCAAGAAGAUCCGCUCGACUUGCUUCGUUUUUUGCCCGAAAAAAGGAUCGAUUCAAACAUUCUGCUUCUCAAAUCCGCCCAGAUGUCCAUGGAGAAAGAAAAUAUCAAGCUGUUGAUGGAUUCGAUCAAGUCUUCAGGAGUUGUCUGCGUCAGAAACUGCGGAAGGCCAGAAGCUCUUGGACUCGACCCUCUUUCGCUUGAAAAACUUCGAGCGAAACUACCAGUUGUCAAGCCACAAUUCCAGCCCAGCGAAACUCGCUAUCUUCUGAAAGAAUUCUUGACCGCUGCGAAAAAGUUCUUGACUCGUUCUCACAAGAUCAUUCCCCUCUCUUCCGCCGUAACAGUCAUCGCGAACGAACGAGCUCAAUUUGGUUCGUAUUACAAGCACGAGAUGCCGGAGUAUAUUCAGGCGUCAAAUUUGACCUACUGGAUGAUUUCGGAUGAGCUUGCUCCGCAGUACAAGAAGAAUGUCCCGAAAAAGGAAAACAUUGGGUUCCUCUUUUUGCCGGAAUAUAUUUUGAAGACAAAAUGCAACGAGGCUGAAAGUGAAUUCGUCUAUUUGAUCAAAACAGGAUUGGAUAAACAAGACUCUUUUCUUUUUCUUAUUGUUUAUUUCAAAUGGUGA